Molecule: messenger RNA, 2109 nt
Organism: Naegleria lovaniensis
Lineage: Eukaryota; Heterolobosea; Eutetramitea; Acrasida; Naegleriidae
Exons: 1
Coding region: 1-2109 (702 amino acids)
Source: RefSeq, a predicted model, not a curated record
AUGUCAACAAAUCAACAACAAGCCCGAAUUGCAUUUCCGAAAACAUUCUCUGCCAAAUCAAAAUCCAGCAAAUCAAAGCAAAAUGAAUCCAUCACGGAAUGGAGAAAAUUAUUUAAAGAAUUGGACGAAUUAUUGUUGGAAGGAAUAACAAGCCAAAUUCAAAAUUUAUGUUCAUAUUUUCGGAUGGAAAUUCGGAAACAUGUAGCCAUUGCAUCCUCGGAUCAAGACGAUGAAGAUGUUUCGGAAUUACAAACCAUUGAAGAAUUAAAGCAAAAAUUUGGGGAUGACAAUGUCAAGUUAGAACUUCCCGAUCAUGUCCAGCAAUUACUUGUUGAAUAUACAUGUUUGCCAGUGUGCCGUAUAAGUGUGGAUCCUACUCCAUCACGUAAAUUUAGCCUCACAUUUAUUAAUGAAGUGUUAUUCAAGCAAUUACAAUUGAAUACGGUAUUCUCGGAGAAUGUGAGCGAGUUGUUUUCGAGAGUAAUUCUUCCUUUAUUAUCUUCAGAUGAUGUGGACACGGAUGAAGAAGAUAUGAUUAAUUCAAAAAAACAUGUGGGCAACACCAAUGACUUGAUAAAACUCAAGACUGAAAAAAAGAAGCAAUUUAUUGAGUUUUUAAAUUCAUAUUUUGCGUCAUUGGUGUUUGUUUGUCAAUAUGAGUUGUUGAAACAAUUAAGCGAGUGGAUGUUUUUAUUUUCAACCAAUGUCAAGAUUUGGAUGAUCAAAGCGUUUUUUACCAAAUACAUUACAACAUCAGAGAGUAAAUGUAAACCUCUGAAGGAGCUCGCUCAAAAAGUAUUAUCUAAGAAUCAAAAUUUACUGAUUCAAGAAGAGGGUUCUUAUGUUAAACAUGUAACACAAGUCGAGUUUUUAACAGAUCAAAUCACUAACCAGGAUCGAGAACGAUUGAUCAAUCCGCCACCAACAAAGGCUUCAAUGGCCUCUCAGUUGAUAUUACGAAUAUUGGACAUGGCAGUGAAUGAAUUUCCGCAGAACUUAUCGAAACGGUCUCGCUGUCUUAGGUACUGUAUUGACAUUCUAAAAUAUGGAAAUAUCUAUUCUAUCAUGGGAAAAGAAGGCACCAAAAAAAAGAAUAUUGAACCAUCUUCAUCAGCUGGCAGUAUUAGGGGGUUUUCUCUUCUGUUGACCAGGGAAAAUGGGGAGAAAAUGAUGGAAUUGGUGUGGCACAUGCUAUAUGCAUUUAUUGACCUCUAUGAUUCCACGAACUUUAAGUUACAGUCAAAUCGUGACCGUAAACUGCUCUUACAUAUUGGAUCACAAUUAGUGACGCUUUUUGAUUUGAUAUAUCCUAGCGUGCAAAAUAAGGAAGUGACCAAUUACUUUUACCUCUCUGAUUGCUAUAUACCAUUGCUAAUGCGAAUGUUGAGAACACUCAAUGCACAUUUUGAAAAUAAUGACAUGAAAGAUUGCAUCAAGGAAGAAUGUAGAACGAAUUCCAUGGCCGUGAAAAUAUUGAUCAAACACUCUACGAAAACGAGCAACACGUUGGAUGCCUUACAAUUCUUUAAGGUAAAUGCAGAACCUGGUCACUGUAGCAAGAUGAGCAUGAAGAAAUUCCUUUCCGAUAUUUCAGAAGGUCUUCUUUUUGAAUCGCUUCUCAACUCCUCAAGGCUUCUCCUAAAAGAGUCCCUCUCGCAGCAGACCACAGAAGAAUUGUAUUCAUUUGUAGAGAAAGUGAUCCUGCACUGGACCAAUUUUUUCUUUUACUUGUACAACGCCAGCUCGCUGGAAAGAACUGCAGCCAUGAACGCUCAGGAAACAGAGGAUGAAGAAUAUUCACCGAGCAAUCUCAAGAUACCAAUCGAAGAGAAUCGAUUUCGACAUUUAGACAAGCUUAAUGUUGUUUUUGUACAACUUGUGGAAUGUGCCUGUCUUUGCGAUUACAAUCACUUCAUCAACAAGUCUCUCUCGACUUCCCCAACAAGCGACAGAUACAAAUUCUCCAAGAAAGCUCAAGAAUUGAAUGAAUUAAUGAGGGCAAUUUUGGUUGUUAUUUUACAAAAACCAUUCAUCACCAACCUAUUAUCUACAGAUAAUCAACAUCUCGUUGCAGAGAGACUAGGUAUUAAGGUGACAUUGACAGAAUAA